GAGCUAUGGUCCUACCCACCUCUUCACACGCUGCAAAUUUCUACACACACUCCAUGUGCUCGUGGCUUUUGUUGUGUUUUGUUUUGUUAUGCUUUGAUUUGUUGCAUUCAUCAUCUUCAUCACAUCCCUUAGAUACUUCCUCUCUCAGAGCCAUGGCGAAGCACGAGAACCGCACGAACCUGGCAUCCUGUUUUGUGGCCACCAUUUUCCUGAUCUUCCUCCUCAUCGUGGUCUUCCUCCUUUACUUCACGCUGUUCAAGCCUCAGGAUCCCAAAAUCGCCGUCAGCGCCGUCCAGAUCCCUUCCUUCUCCGCCAUUAACGGUACCGUCAACUUCACCUUCUCUCAGUACGCCUCCGUCCGCAACCCUAACCGUGGCACCUUCUCGCACUACGACAGCUCGCUCCAGCUUCUCUACCACGGCACACAGGUCGGGUUCAUGUUCGUCCCCGCCGGCAAGAUCGCCGCCGGCAGGACUCAGUACAUGGCCGCCACGUUCACCGUCCAGUCCUUCCCCUUGGGCCCGGGGCCCACCUUGGUGAAUGGUCCCAGCAAUGUGGGGCCCACUAUGGAGAUGGAGUCGAAAAUAGAGAUGGCUGGGCGCGUGAGAGUGUUACACCUUUUCAGUCACCACGUGGAGGCGAAAGCUGAGUGCAGGGUCGUCAUCGCCCUCACCGAUGGAUCCGUGUUAGGCUUCCGUUGCUAAUUGCUAAUUCUUUCUUCUUAUUUUGUUUGUAACCGUAAACUAUUGUAACUGUAGGGGUUACCACAUUAGUAUCAGGAGCUUAAUUCAUUUUCCAAAUUAUGAAAAACUAAUUUAAAAGAAAGAA
This is a messenger RNA of Vigna angularis (adzuki bean), 828 nucleotides long. RefSeq lists its product as uncharacterized. Lineage: Eukaryota; Viridiplantae; Streptophyta; Magnoliopsida; Fabales; Fabaceae. The transcript has a single exon. The coding region runs from base 6 to 704 and encodes 232 amino acids. The record is from RefSeq and is a predicted model, not a curated record.